Messenger RNA from Vicia villosa (hairy vetch), 1534 nucleotides. RefSeq lists its product as uncharacterized. Lineage: Eukaryota; Viridiplantae; Streptophyta; Magnoliopsida; Fabales; Fabaceae. The transcript has 5 exons. The record is from RefSeq and is a predicted model, not a curated record. Bases 466 to 1473 code for a protein of 335 amino acids.
GUUGCGGGGUGAAAAGCACGCCGCAAGAUUCAAUGAUAUUAAGUUUUGCUGGGUAUUUAUCACCCCGCAAAAUUCUUUAAGAAAACAUUUGCAUUUCCAUUUCCCCCACACUCAGUACACACCAACACCACCGAAAACUCUUUUCCCCUCUCUCUGUUUCUCCUAACAUGCCACUGCAAAACCCAAAAAAACCCUAAAAAUUCCAAUUUUUUUUCACAAAUCAAGACUCAAAGUAAAGUUGCUGGGUUCGAGUUUCCUUUUGUUGCUGGGUUCAUCUCUUCCUCCAACCCAUUGUUGCUGGUUCAAGUUUCCUUUUGCUGCUGGGUUCAUCUCUUCCUUUUGUCCAGUGAAGAAAAUACAUUCAGAAGAAAAUUCGAUCGUGAAGAGUAUUUCGAACGAGCUCGGGAGCGUGAGAGACAGGAGGAAGAGUUGUAUAAAGCACCUUGGAAGACUUUUGGACAACUUAUGAAGAAGGAUCGUGAAUUAUAUAACCGUUGGUUCGACAAAUUUCGGGAGAAGUGUGUAUGGCACACACUUGAUGAAGAGUUGGUUGAGAUAAAUUUUAGGAAAAGAGCAUCGGCACGACUUUCAGAUAUGCUUAGGCGUGCCAGAAAUGGAUAUGAAGAAAGAGGGAUCAGACCUCUAUGGAUGGGAGAAAAUGUGUUUAAAGAAAUGCUUGUUUAUUGGAAAACAGAUGAGUUUAAGAAAAAAUCUGAAAAAGCAAAGCAACGUAGAGCAUCAGAAAGGGGAGCCGCCAAUCAUAGAGCCGGAAGCAUUAGUAUUGCUGAUCAUGCUGAACGAAUGGCUGUGGCUAAGAGAAGAGCUCCAUUAAUGCAAGAGCUUCACGAGAGGACUUAUCGGGGAAGAGAUGGAGAGUAUUGCGACGACCGUGCUAGAGAUACUCAAGCGGAGUACAAAAGGUUGAAGAAGGAGUUUUUAGCUAAACAUCCUGAGUUAGGCGGUCCACGUGGACGAUAUCCUCUUGAUCCAGCUAUUGAUCAGUAUUUGUGGUUGCAAGCAAGUAAGGGAAAGAAGAGAAAUGGUAAAAUUUAUGCUACAGGACCUUUAGCUAGCAACUACAAAAGAGGGGAUAGGUAUUCUUUAUUUAGGAGAAUUGCAGACGGGGAAGGAUCUUCACGUCCUCCGACAUUAACCCCUGAAAUAACUGAAACAAUUAAACAACUAGCUCAGAGUGAAGCAGCACGUGAAAAUGAAACAUUGAGAAAAAAACAAACGGAGUUGGAGGAAGCAUUGAGACUUUCACAAGAGCAAAUGAUGCUUACUCAACAACAAAUUCAACAACAAGUGCAACAACAAAUACAACAACAAAUGCAACAACAAAUGCAACAAAUGCAACAAUUCUUUCGACAACAAUAUGGUGGUGGUGGAUUUGGAGCGGUUGGUAACCAAGGAGUAGUAGACGAGAAUGAUGAAGAAAACGUAAAUAAUGCGGACGACCCGGAUCCUAAGUGAAUAUUAUUUUGAAUUUAAAUAUUUUGGAUAAUCAUGAAUUUCUUUAUAUUAAUUAUUAAAU